AUGGAUCCGGACGAACCUAUCGACUUCAGCCAAAAAGUGUCCAAGUCAUUUGUCUCGAAAUUUCCUUUAAAGGAGACUCGGUGAGUUCCGUUCGAAUUAAGACUCUUAUAUGAUUACGUAUGAUAUGAUUCAGAAGAAAAGUGGAACCAGAGUUGAGCGGAAUCGAUUUUUUGAAAAGGCGGAAUUCAAUUUUUUUUUGGCGGAAGGCGAAAAGACGCGGCAUAGACACUGCCGUUACUCCUCCGUUUCAUGAAUCAGAAGAGUGUUUCAGUGAGUUAACAGAGAAUUUUAUAACUCGUAGAUGAAAAUUUCAGAUUUUGAGGAUGGUGUCUCCUACAUCGCCUGCAAUUUCACUUAUAACAACGUGUCUUUUUUCAGUUAUGAAAGUGACAAAGACUAUACAAUCACUGAUCUCUAAAUGGUACUUGUUUCUGGUUUUUAUGCUAUCCCAAUAAAAUUGUUUUUUCAUGCAGAAAUGAAGUGGAAAUAAACUGAAAAUUUUUAAGAAGCAUUUGGGUAAACUUUUAAAACUGACAGCUUUUGCGCAGACUUUGUGCAGCUUUUGCGCAACUAGCCAGCUGAAGCUGCGCUAACUUUGCGCAAAAGCUGCGUAAAGUUUGCGCAAAAGUGGCGCGCCUUUGCCGAGUAAGACCUCUAUCGGCCCUGGUUUUCAGUAUUUAACAAAAGCAACAAACAUGAAGGAAAGGGCAGUGGAGCUUAUUGAACAACACAUCGAAUGGCUGAAAGGAUGCGUUAUCCGACAGCUGCAGGCUGAUGUGUGGCGCCCAAAACGAGCAUGUGACAAUCAGCACACCUACAGGCAGCUAUGUCGCUUAGGGUUCCACAUAAAGCAAGACGACAACAAGGCGUGUGAGCCGAUAAUAAAAUUUUUCCCAAUGGUUUAUAACGCAUUUAUGGACAGUGAGUACCCGCAAUUUUUAAAAAAACGUUAUAUCUUUUUUUGGGAGGAUAACGACGAUGUGGAACUUGCUGAUGAAGCGUACGCUAACUUCGAGGAAAUGCAUCAAAACGAGCUCGACGAAUUUGAAGGCAUCAGCGAAUACUAAAAAGUCCGUCUUCUGCAUCACCGACUUGGCAGGUUGUGUGACGAGGACUGUGCGACGAUUGAGUUCAGGUAAAUUGUGGAAGUUUAUGCAAAUUUUUUCAUUGUGGUUGAUUUCAGUGAAGCUGCUGCUGUUCACAAAGCUCUGCUCGGCUACGCGAAAGGGACUCGUGACGGGAUGAGCAAAUCGGCCACGGAGUUCUUGGAAAACUAUUCCCCUUGCUACCAGGGUCUCCGAACACUCAGGCAGAGACUCAAAGAUCUCUCGAACUGUGAGGAAGGAAUUGCCAUUGUGCGAAAGAGCAACGACACGCCGAGAACGGAGAGUCUUAUCAGAGGACUACGGAUCCCUCAGAAGAUUAAGGACCAAAUAUCUAACGAGGUCGGAGUCAAAGAAAUCUUCACGCAUCAUACCGAGGACGUGGUGAAGUACUUCUAUUCUGAAAGGAUCGACGCGUUUCGGUCGCAAAUUCAAAGCAAUUCCGACAAGUACUGCCCAGUUUGUUGCAUGAUGAAUGCUUCGGAAGGAUUCCAACGGUCAACUAAAUUUGAAGCGCGAUUCGCGUUGAUGCCGGACAGCAACCCUUGUGGCAAGUGCGGUGCUCGAUACGAUUGUGACUCUUGCAAAACCGACAAAAUUCACAUUUGUCGAGCGUGUGGCAUCAGCAUGCGAAGGAAGAAUCUAUCCCAGCUCGCCAAAGCGAAGCGCCCUACUGGAAUGUUGCCAUGUGCUGGAGAAGAAAAAAACUCAAGACGACGCAGAUGCAGUUGUUCGUAGGCACUCGGUGGACGGUGGUAUACUCCUUCAUGAAGUUCCUUUCAUCCAGCCGCUCCAACCCGUCAAUCAGCCAAGUGGAAAUAGUCUGACACCUCUUCAGCAGUUUCAACUGCAGGAAGUCGGAAAAAAAGCCACACAAAAAAGACGUUCCAAACCAGGAUCUCAUGGCUUUUCCUCAUUUGUUCCCGGCUGGUCGAGGAGGAUUCAUGCAAAGAAGCUGACAUCGGCGAGGUACCUUCGGUCUGUUCUUCUCAACGAAAACCGAGGAAUAGCAACCAACAUGCAUUGGCUCAGCUACCAAUACGCCCGUAAACUGCAAACUGCAAUUUCUUCAUUCCAAGGAGUGCAAUCGAGAGGGUACCGAAACAAGGACGAGGAGUUCGACUUGAAAGAUCUACGUGUCGUGCAAAGCCUGUCGUCAGUGUUCAACAAAAUCCGUGGAUUCAAGCAGUAUUGGGAAGUGGUCAAAAUCGUCUCAAGUUUUAUGUGGCAGUUCAUGGACCACCAACUUGGUUCGUGACCCUCAAUCCGAACGAGAGAGAGUGGACCGACUUGCACGCACUGUACUCGAGACUUCUUGGAAGAACCGUGAACAGCGACAACAUACGUGCAGAAAUAGAGCGAGAUCCUGUGCCCUUCAGUAGGUACUGGAAUGUGCGAGUCCGAAGCAUAAUGAAGAACGUCAUUCUUCACAAGGACGGACCACUGGGAAAUGUCGUGCAUCACUACACACGUACAGAGUACCAGCAUCGCGGAACUCAACACGUGCACUGUCUGUUCUGGUGCGCGGACAAACCCAACGAAAAAGCGUCGACAGAUGAAGUGCGGCAGUACAUCGACAAACAUAUAACUGCUCGCUUGCCUGGGAUCGAUGAGCCGGAACUGAGAGCAUUGGUGGAAAAGUGUCAAUCGCACUACAACACGCACUCCGCAACUUGCCGGCGCAUCAAAAAGUAUCGAGGUCGCUUCAACUUCUAUUAUUAUAUAUAUUUUUUUUUCAGCUCUUGCCAUCAUCGGUCUCGUCAGCAUCUGCGUCUUCUUCUCGUUCCUGCUCUCCGUCUUCCUUUCCAAGUACCGUGGAUACCCGUACUCGUUCCUCUUCGCUUAA
Molecule: messenger RNA, 2949 nt
Organism: Caenorhabditis sp. 36 PRJEB53466
Lineage: Eukaryota; Metazoa; Nematoda; Chromadorea; Rhabditida; Rhabditidae
Source: the annotation of a GenBank genome assembly